Patella vulgata (common limpet) is the source of this 2912-nucleotide messenger RNA. RefSeq names its product tachykinin-like peptides receptor 86C. The transcript is spliced from 4 exons. The coding region runs from base 955 to 2190 and encodes 411 amino acids. Gene Ontology annotation, cellular component: membrane. Gene Ontology annotation, biological process: neuropeptide signaling pathway. Gene Ontology annotation, molecular function: neuropeptide Y receptor activity. Lineage: Eukaryota; Metazoa; Mollusca; Gastropoda; Patellidae. The record is from RefSeq and is a predicted model, not a curated record.
GUGUUUCGGGAAACACAGCAAGACUAUCGUUAUCGGCCCAAAGUACAAUGUGUUAUCUAUUUCGGGAUUUUCGGACUGAUAAAAGCGUGUUGACCUUGUCCUAGAUGUUUAUAAAAUAAUAUGAUUUGAUUACUUUUACGUCAAGAUAAGCCAAUACAAUGUUGUUUGUUUCCAUUACUUGGACAGAUAUAAUUUAGGCUGAAUAAGACAUUAUUGGCAAUAAUUUGCCAAGUCUCCGCCUCACUGAUAUCAACACGAAUGGUAGAAGUAUAACUCCGACCCUAUAUCGAUCCCUUCAUACCCCAGUCUUCACGGUACGUAAUAGAUUUAAAGCCUUGUACCGAAGAAUAACAAGACAAGUUUGCGGUCGUUUUAUUCGCUUGACUUUUUAUUUAAUAUUUCAACGUUAGAUCUUGGACAAACUUUUAAAAUAAAAGUGCGAUAAAGUUCAUAUCAGUUAAGUAGUAUUCGGUUAGUUUCGUAUAUUUUUGGUUGUCUAGCUACAAGACUUUUGCGGUUUACAAACAACCACGGUCGAAGACAGUUUUCACAUUCAAUUACUUUUUUUAUUGGAGUAGUGCAUCAGACUUAAUGAACUUAAUAGUAAUGGACUGUAAGUACCAGCUCUUGUGAAUGAAUAACCCUGAAGUUGGUUUAAAUUAUAAAGUGAUUCAUAAGUAGUAACAUAUUUUGAGGAGUAGCUUAAUCGAAGGUGAUAUAGUUACAGUGUUAUUGAUUUCAACCCCGCAUCCAACAAUAGCAAUCAUCAACCAAUCAAACAGCUCGUUACAAUGAUUCCACGGAUGUGAUUGGUCCUGCAAUGAAUGCGUCUCGAUACCUUCUUAUUGGAAGUGAUUAUUUUGAACCUGUAUCUUUAAAAACAUGAUAGUGGUCAGAUAGAUAAAGGUGUCAAUCAACAGAUAGAGAAAACCAAGAGACGCAAACGAGACCAAGAUGGCCGAUUACAAUAAGAAUACGACGGAAAUUUUAAACAUAUCUCAUAUGAUUUUCCAAAAUCUAAACGAAUCAGUGACUUCAAAAAAUGUGUCUAAUGUUACAGAGGCUGUGUCUAAUUUACCGCCGAGUUCAAAAGUUAUUUUAAUAAUAAUGUACACAUUUAUAUCAACUGCUGCCAUUAUUGGGAAUUCCAUAGCCAUAACAAUAUUUGUCCGCGGUAAACGUUCAAGGACGGAACUUCGUGCUUUUCUUACAAACUUGGCAGUAGCGGAUUUAAUUAUGGCUAUAUUUUGUAUACCGUUUACUUUUUCUUACCAACUUAUUGGUGACUGGGUGUUUACACCCCCAAUGUGUCCUGUGGUGAUAUUUUUACAAUAUGUGGCCGUUACGGCUAGUGUCUUUACUAACAUGGCCAUAGGAAUAGACCGUUUUUACGCCGUCGCCUACCCACUUCGGAAAAGAUUAACUACAUCGAAAUCGAAAUUUGUGAUAAUUGCUAUAUGGACUUUUGCAGUGGUCAUCAAUUCCGUGCAGUUACUAAUAGGACGCACGCAAGAAGGCCUGGAUGGGAAAUUACAUUGCACUGAAUCGUGGCCGGAACCGAAACGAGAAUUACGUCAAUCCUAUUCAUUGUUUGUGCUUUUUCUUACAUAUUUCUUACCCCUGUGCAUAUUAAGUGUGACUUAUUCCAUUAUUGGAAGAAUAUUAUGGAAACGAAACGUUCCUGGUAACAGUGAUGAAACCCGUGAUGCCUUACAAAUUAAAUCGAAACGCAAGGUAGUAAAGAUGUUGGUAACAAUAGUAAUGUUAUUUGGAUUAUGUUGGUUACCUUUACAUUCGUUUAUUUUAAUACUGGACUUUAAUCCCACGUUAAUCAACUACCAUGUACAAGAAAGAAUAUAUUUUGGCGUCCAUUGGUUAGCCAUGUCCAAUAGUUUUGUUAAUCCAGUAAUUUACGGCUUUAUGAAUGAAAGUUUCAGAGCUGAUGUGAGGUCCAUCAUAUGUAAAAUGUUUCCAUGUUUUAAAAAAAAGUUAGUAUACCGACCAGGCGCCAAACGAUGGAAAAUGUCGGGCAAUGUUCAGGACGUUUGUUAUAUGAAAUCUGCUGAUAAACACGCUGUGAAAGGAUUAUUAUCCACAAACGAUCGCCAGCAUGAACCCUGGACAAAUGGGACCUCAAAUACGGGACUAGUGGUGUUGACGCGAUCACAUAGUCCUAGUUUCACCAGGUGACAUACUGCUUGGUCGUGUUUCAACUGUGCUUAACAAUAAAGUGAAAGUGAUGUUUUACAUAACACGAAACUCUGGAAGAUAAAACUUCCAGGAUAAACUACCAAGCGUAUAACUGAAUAUAAUAAUUGACUAAUAAAGUAUAUUAUAAUCAUUUGAUACUUAACAACUGUGUAAAGAUGUUUAUAAAACUAAAAAAUAUACGGUAUAAAAAUAAUUAUAAUAUAUAAAUUACCAAUUAACUAUAAUGGUGCACGUAAUUAAUUCUUUUUUUAAAACUUAAAAAAAAACUUGGAUCAAAUUCUAAAGAAUCAAACGAUUAAUUGAUUUGUAGUUUCCGGGUGAUUGUACGAGGAAUGAAUUGUGCUAAGGUGAUAGCAUUCUCGGAAAGUGAUUAAAGACGGUGUAAACAGACAGCGAUAUCCCAAAACAGGAAAAUAGUGAUUGUAUGCGAGGAAUAAGAAUAUAUUAACGUUAUAAUUACGCUAUUGUUGAAUUGUUUUAUUUUUGAAAUGUUAAAUUUUAUCAUAUAUAAGGAGCCAAAAGUAUGAUAUUCCACGGUGCCGCCUGUUACACGGAAUGUUGAGUGUAUGGUGUAAGGGACUCAUAUUGUUUAAUAAUAAUAAUAAUAUAUAAUAUAUAAAUACACUAUUGCCAUUAAUGCCUGUCAUCAUAUCAUAUCAUAAUAAUCUAUAUCUUUAGUGUCACUAAUACAUAUAGUUUUU